This is a messenger RNA of Corylus avellana, 798 nucleotides long. The record is from RefSeq and is a predicted model, not a curated record. Lineage: Eukaryota; Viridiplantae; Streptophyta; Magnoliopsida; Fagales; Betulaceae.
AUGUUUCUCUCCGUCUUCUUCUGCUUAACACUCAUUGCUAAUGUGAAGGCAGAACGAUCUCAACCUAAGAACAUAUUUCUGUUGGGCGGACAAAGCAACAUGUCCGGACGAGGAGGCAACUAUAAUGAUACCAACAACAUCGUCAGAUGGAACGGCAAAAUCCCUCCGGAAUGCGCCUCCAACAAAAACAUCCACCGACUAAAUGCAAACAAGACCUGGGUUCCCGCCCAUGAGCCUCUCCACCAGGAUAUUGAUGUUUUAAAGACCUGUGGGAUCGGACCCGGGAUGCCUUUUGCGAAUGAAAUCUUGGCUAAAGUUCCGACCUUCGGGAGCAUUGGUCUGGUGCCCUGUGCUAUAGGAGGAACCAGGAUAGCGAUGUGGGGUCGGGGGACUGUACUAUACAACCGGCUGGUCGAUAGGGCAAAUGCCUCCUUGAAUUGCGGUGGGAAAAUUCGAGCGCUGCUUUGGUUCCAAGGUGAGAGCGAUACGUCGAAGGAGGAUUCCAAGUUAUAUAAGAGCAGAUUGGAGAAUUUUAUCAACAAUCUCCGACAAGAUCUCAACAUUUCUGAGCUUCCCGUAAUCAUGGUUGGAAUAUGCUCAGCAGAUCAAGGACCAUAUAUGAAUCUUAUAAGAUCUAUUCAGCUGAAUUAUAAUGAUACAAAUGUCAGGACUGUUGAUGCCAUGGGAUCAACCUUUUUAGCAGAUCACAAGCACUUGGAUACAAAGUCCCAGAUUCGCGUCGGCCAGAAACUGGCCGCCGCCUUUCUUUCCUCUUUUGAUGGUCUUCAUCCAAAGUAG